GGCGGUUGCUGCUAGGCUUCUACCUUCUCGUUCCAGCUGUUUCAGCCGGCGUCAUGGCGACUGUGUCGGAGCUGAAAGCCGUUCUGACAGACACACUGGAUAAAAAAGGAGUGCUGGGACAGCUGAAGGCCCGGGUGCGAGCGGAGGUGUUUGCAGCUUUGGAUGAUCAGAGUGAUCCUCGGCCUGCGCUGUCACAUGAAAAUCUAAUAAUUAAUGAAAUGAUCAGAGAGUAUCUGGAGUUCAACAAAUAUAGAUAUACGUCCUCGGUUCUGACAGCAGAAACUGGAUUAUCUGAUAUUCCACUGGAUCGUUCUUUUCUAGCGAGAGAGCUGAACCUUGUUGAAGAUUUGAGUGCUCAGUCAGUACCAAUCCUGUAUGGACUGCUGGCUCACUUCUUACAUGGACACAAAGAGAUGCCUUGUCCUUCAGCGCUGAAACAGCCCUCGGAAAGAUCUUCACAGAGGCACCUGGAAUGUUCUGCAGACAGAACUGCAAAAGGUACUUCUUUAGAACCUACAGAUAUGAUACAGGCAGGCCCUUCAGGUUCAUACCUAUUCCAGGGCUCUCACAUAUAAUGGUCUGUUAUUUAUGGGCCCAUUUGCACGUGCUGAUAGAACGGGCAGUGAUCAGGAAUGAGAUGCGUCCAUUACUACAAUGGCUCAUGUCUAUACAGUUUUCAUUGUUUGUCGGCAGCACGUUGUUUACACAGGAUAUGCCGCCCACAAAUGUGGAUUUUUGGUGCCAUAUGAAAGAUACGAUCACCGGACACAUGAGCGUUUCCUCAUUUGUCCGUGACAUCUUUACAAACAGAAAUUAGUGGGAAGGAAUGUUCGUGCAAACAUUGGUUUCUGAUAGCUGACCCUAUGCUAAGCCUGUGAAAAAGGGCACUUUAGUUGGACUGAAUCAUUCUAAAAGUAUACAGCAGUGCAAAGAGCUAAAUGAUGCAUGCAGCAAUAAAAUACCAGUUAAACAGCAUUGCUUUAAAAAAACAUUGGUUUUCAGCUUGUAAAGUUGAAGAUUUUGGCCUAUCCUAGAGCUACAUUAAAGGGGUUAUCCAAUUUCUAUAAUGCCCCUCACAGAUGUUGUACUUAAGUCGAUCCCCGCACCCGCUUCGCUUCACAUAUCGACACGGCCA
This is a messenger RNA of Bufo bufo (common toad), 1135 nucleotides long. It is a transcript of the gene CEP20, whose product is annotated as centrosomal protein 20. Gene Ontology annotation, molecular function: protein binding. The record is from RefSeq and is a predicted model, not a curated record. Bases 54 to 575 code for a protein of 173 amino acids. Gene Ontology annotation, cellular component: motile cilium; ciliary basal body; centrosome. Gene Ontology annotation, biological process: cilium assembly; microtubule anchoring. NCBI's taxonomy places the organism in Eukaryota, Metazoa, Chordata, Amphibia, Anura, Bufonidae. The transcript has 6 exons.